AUGACAAAUAGACUAGAUAAGCUAAUGCUAGGUGGCGAAAUGCUAAAGCUUCUUGCAUCCUUCAAUAUUGAUGGUUUUAUAACAACGAUGCAAGAUGAGCACCUGAACGAGUUUAUAAAUGACAACGACAACAAAAUCAUGCAUCUCACGGGAUUUACAGGGUCGGCAGGAAUUGCAUUUACAAGCAUACAUGAAAAGGUGCUAAUAACUGACGGAAGAUAUUAUCUCCAGGCUGAAAGAGAGUUGAGGGAGAAUGAAUCUAAGGGCUAUAGGCUGGUCAAACAGGAAGAUCAGGAAGAGUACUGGAAAGAAAUAUUGAAGAGCAUUAAUAGUAUUGGAGUUGAUACAAGAUACAUCAGCAUUAGGGACUAUGAGACGUUGAAAAAUAUAUUUAACAUGCUGGGAACCAAACUGGUGCAUGUGCCCGAUAUCGUUUUAGAAUUAUGGAAAGAUAGACCGGCAAGGCAGUUUAGGAAGAUAAUAGACUUACAAGAAUACAGAUAUAGAAAGGAAGUGGACUUUGAUGAAAUUGUACUAUCGCUCGAACAGUGCUCACAGUUUAGUAAUACAUCUAAUAGUAAAACUUCCAAUCUUGAUUUAUUAUUUGAUAAUGAAAUAGUGAAACAACAAGGCGAUAGUUUGACAAGCAUUGCAGGAGAGUCCAGAAAAGACAAGAUUUCCAGGGUUUUAGAGACUUUAAACGAAGAUGAAAUCCUAGUACUAACUGAACUAGACACAAUCGCAUGGAUUUUCAAUCUGAGAGGCGAGGAUAUAAAAAAUAACUUGUUUUUCUACUCCUUUUCUGUGAUUUUUAAAGAAAAAGUGGUGUUAUUUACAAACUCUGAUGUAAAGUUACCUGAGCUGCAGGAUAUAGUCCAGCCUACAAGCAAUGAAACUUGGGAUGGCACUUCUUAUUCUUUUGAAAUCAAAGGAUAUUCCGAAUUUUACAGAUAUAUUGAAUCCUUCAAGCAUGACAAAAAGAUAGUAAUUUCACCGAAUACUCCCGCGUUUAUUGCCAACAAGUUCAAAAACAAAAGAAUAACCAAUGAUAUCCGUGCAUUGCAGUCAGUAAAGAACAAAAUGGAACUGUAUGGCAUGCUUCGUGCAAACAUUCUUGAUGCCCUAGCUUUAAUUAAAUUAUCUACGUGGAUUCAUACGGCCAGCCGUACUGAAAGGGAGAUUGCUGAGCAGCUCAGAAAGAUCAAGUCAGAAAAUAGAUACUUUCUUAGAACAAGCUUCGAUUCAAUUGUUGCUGUUGGAAAAAACGGAGCUGAGCUGCACCACUCAAUAGGAGAUACCUAUACAGCCAAGGAAAAGGCCAUUUUGAUUGACUCAGGCUCACAGUAUAUCUUUGGAACAACUGACAUUACAAGAACAUUGAGUACAAGACCAGAUGCGAUAUUGAAACGGGACUACACAUUUGUCCUUAAGGCAACGAUUGCUCCUAAGCUAUUGCAGGAAAGGGAACUUGGAGGAGACACGGUGGAUACUACGGCCAGAAGCGUGCUACUAUCAGAAGGCUUAACGUAUGACUCGUCUACUGGGCAUGGUGUUGGGUUUGGAUUGAAUGUGCAUGAGAACCCGCCAGCAAUUUCCCAAAAUGGAGGCGAGAUACUAGAGAAUCAAGUAUUUACAAUCGAGCCCGGAGUAUAUCGUGAGGGAAAGUAUGGAAUUAGGAUCGAGGAUAUGGUGUAUUUGGAAUCUUUAGAUGGCAUGGACAUAGUUCAUGAUUUAACCUUCGCCCCAUACCAGAUGGAUAUGAUUGAUAGGAAUUUAUUAACUGAAGAUGAAAGUAAAUACAUUAAUACCAAAAAUCGAAAGAUUGGGUGCUUAUUUAUGAGCAGAAUCAAAGAUAAAGCUAGCUUGAAAUACUUAAUAGAGAACACCAAGGAGCUAUGA
This is a messenger RNA of Vittaforma corneae ATCC 50505, 1899 nucleotides long. RefSeq lists its product as uncharacterized. NCBI's taxonomy places the organism in Eukaryota, Fungi, Microsporidia, Nosematidae. The transcript has a single exon. The record is from RefSeq and is a predicted model, not a curated record. The coding region runs from base 1 to 1899 and encodes 632 amino acids.